This is a messenger RNA of Linderina pennispora, 3961 nucleotides long. RefSeq names its product methionine synthase-like protein. Lineage: Eukaryota; Fungi; Kickxellomycota; Kickxellomycetes; Kickxellales; Kickxellaceae. Gene Ontology annotation, biological process: pteridine-containing compound metabolic process. Bases 62 to 3865 code for a protein of 1267 amino acids. Gene Ontology annotation, molecular function: methionine synthase activity; cobalamin binding; zinc ion binding. The record is from RefSeq and is a predicted model, not a curated record. The transcript is spliced from 2 exons.
CAGUCAUCUUUUUUCUAUCCCUUACUAUUUUAUCCAACCUAAAAACCCCACUUUUCAAGCCAUGGCUCCUAUUUCAACCAUUCCUGCGGGCUUUGACAGCCGGCGUGCUGCCACCGAGUACAUCGAGAGCGAGAUUAAGAAGCGCAUCAUGUUUCUCGACGGUGCAAUGGGCACACAGAUCCAGGACCUCCGUCUGUCCGAGGAGGACUUCCGCGCUGAGCGGUUCAAGGACCACGCGCAUGACCUGAAGGGCAACAACGACCUGCUUGUCCUGACACAGUCCAAGGCGAUCUACGGCAUCCACCGCAACUACCUUCUGGCAGGGGCCGACUUCAUCGAGACGAACACGUUCUCCGGCACCACCAUUGCGCAAGCCGACUAUGGAAUGGAGCAUGUAGUGUACGAGCUCAACAAGGUUGCGGCAGAGAUUGCGCGCCAGGCCUGUGCUGAUAUGCUGAAGGAGACCCCCGAUCGCCCGCGGUUCGUAUGCGGCGCCAUUGGCCCGACCAACCGCACGUGCUCGAUCUCGCCGUCAGUGGAGAACCCCAGCUACCGCAACGUUACGUUUGACCAGCUCGUCGAGGCAUACACGGAGCAGAUCCGCGGCCUGCUGGACGGCGGCUCGGACGUGAUCCUGGUGGAGACCAUUUUCGAUACGCUCAAUGCAAAGGCAGCGCUGUUUGCAGUGGACACCCUGUUCGAAGACGGCAUCUAUGAGCGCGUGCCAGUGUUCAUUUCGGGCACUAUUGUCGACCAGUCGGGCCGCACACUGUCCGGGCAGACCGGCGAGGCAUUCAUCACCAGUGUCUCCCACGCCGAGCCGCUGGCAAUAGGCCUUAACUGUGCGCUGGGGGCCAACCAGAUGCGGCCGUUCAUCCAGGCCAUUUCCAACUUUACCUCGUCCAACGUCAUCUGCUACCCGAACGCAGGCCUGCCCAACACUUUUGGCGAGUACGAUGAGUCGCCCGAGACCAUGGCCGAAAACGUCAGCGUGUUUGCGCGCGAGGGCCUGGUCAACAUUCUCGGCGGUUGCUGCGGCACCACGCCAGCCCAUAUCAAGGCCAUCUACGAGGCGUGCAAGGACUUCAAACCCCGUGUGGCCCCCGCCGACAUCCGCAAGAGCAAAAUGAUUCUCAGCGGCCUCGAGCCCCUGAUUUACGACGAGAACAGCAACUUCCUGAACGUCGGUGAGCGCUGCAACGUCGCUGGCUCGCGCAAGUUUGCGCGGCACAUCAUCAACGAUGAGUACGAGGAGGCACUGGCUAUUGCGCGUGCGCAGGUCGAGAACGGUGGCCAGGUGAUUGACGUCAACAUGGAUGAGGGCAUGCUGGACGGCGUUGCAGCCAUGACCAAGUUCCUGAACCUGAUUUCGACUGAGCCCGAUGUGGCCAAGGUGCCGCUGAUGGUCGACUCGUCCAACUUUGCUGUGGUCGAGGCUGGCCUCAAGUGUGCCCAGGGCAAGUGCAUUGUCAACAGUAUCAGCUUGAAGGAAGGCGUCGACGAUUUCCUGAAGAAGGCACGUCUGAUCAAGCGCUAUGGUGCUGCUGUGGUCGUCAUGGCGUUUGACGAAGAGGGCCAGGCCGUCACCCGUGAACACAAGUUUGCUGUCUGCGAGCGCUCAUACCGGCUGCUGGUCGACAAGGUUGGCUUCAAUCCGCAGGACAUCAUCUUCGACCCGAACAUCCUGACCAUCUGUACCGGUAUGGAGGAGCACAACAACUACGGUGUCGAGUUCAUCGCGGCCACCAACGACAUCCACACCAGGCUCCCUGGUGCCAAGAUCUCUGGAGGUGUCUCCAACCUGUCGUUCUCGUUCCGUGGCAAGGAGACCAUCCGGCAAGCUAUGCACUCGGUGUUCCUGUACCAUGCCAUCAAGGCCGGUAUGGACAUGGGCAUUGUCAACCCUGGCUUCCUGACCAUCUACGACGAGAUCCCCAAGGACCUGCUGGAGAUUUGUGAGAAUGCUCUGUGGAACCGCGACCCGGAGUCCACCGAGAAGCUGCUAGAGUACGCCCAGACCCACGGCAAGGAUGCCACCGCCAAGACCGACCUGGAGGAGUGGCGUCAGCUGCCCGUGCGCGACCGCCUGAAGCACGCCUUGGUCAAGGGCAUCACCAAGUAUGUUGUGGAAGAUACUGAGGAGGCGCGCCUGGACAAGGAUAGCUACCCGCGUCCGCUCAAUGUCAUCGAGGGCCCGCUUAUGGACGGCAUGAGCGUUGUCGGCGAUCUUUUUGGUGCUGGCAAGAUGUUCCUGCCGCAGGUUAUCAAGUCUGCGCGUGUGAUGAAGAAGGCAGUUGCUCACCUCAUUCCAUUCAUGGAGGAGGAGCGUCUGGCCCGACUGAAGGAGUCUGGGCUCGACGACGCAGCCAAUGACGACGACAUCUACAACGGCACAGUGGUUCUGGCUACCGUCAAGGGAGACGUGCAUGAUAUUGGCAAGAACAUCGUCGGCGUCGUGCUUGGCUGCAACAAUUACAAGGUCAUUGAUCUGGGCGUCAUGACUCCCUGCGAGACCAUCAUCCAGACCGUUAUCAAGGAGAAGGCUGAUGUUGUCGGACUGUCUGGCCUUAUCACACCGUCCCUGGACGAGAUGAUCCAUGUGGCUAAGGAGAUGGAGCGCGCGGGACUCAAGACCCCGCUGCUGAUCGGUGGCGCAACCACGUCCAAGACCCACACAGCUGUCAAGAUCUCGCCGCGCUACAAGGAGCCCGUGGUCCAUGUGCUCGACGCCUCCCGCACUGUGGUCGUCGUGUCGAACCUGCUUGACGCAGAGCUGCGCGAGGAUUUCGCUGCCGACAUCAACGACGAAUAUGAGGAGGUGCGCGAUGACCACUACGACUCGCUCAAGGACCGCCGCUACUUGAGCCUGGUAGAGGCGCGUAACAAGGCCUUGAAGAUUGACUGGCAUACGUCCGAGAACCAGCCGCCCAAGCCCAACAUGGUUGGUACCAAGGUGUACGAGGACUACGACCUGAGCCAAGUCCUGCCGUACAUUGACUGGAAUCCGUUCUUCCAGGUCUGGCAGCUGCGCGGCAAGUAUCCGAACCGCGGCUACCCGAAGCUCUUCAACGAUGCCACUGUUGGCGAGGAGGCCCGCCGCUUAUUCGACGAGGCCCAAGUGAUGCUCAAGGAUCUUCUUGAUAACCGCCGCAUUCGCGCUUCAGCCACUGUCAGUAUUCUGCCGGCCAACGCGCGCGGCGACGAUAUCGUUGUUUACUCUGACGAGUCGCGUACCAAUGUGGCUGGCACGUACUACGGCUUGCGCCAGCAGGCCGAGAAGGACAAGGAGAGCUCGGACCCGUACAUGUGUCUGUCUGACUUCAUCGCGCCCGAGACCACCGGAAUCCCCGACUACAUUGGCAGCAUUGCCGCGUCGGCCGGUUUUGGUGUCGACGAGCUGGCCGCCAAGUACGAAGCUGAGCAGGACGACUACUCGGCAAUCAUGGUCAAGGCGCUGGCUGACCGUCUGGCUGAGGCCAUGACCGAGAAGCUGCACCAGGACAUGCGUCGCGAGCUGUGGGGCUUUGCGCCGAAUGAGUCUCUUGACACCCAGGACCUGCUGAGCAUCAAGUACCAGGGAAUCCGCCCAGCUCCUGGAUACCCGAGCCAGCCGGAUCAUCUGGAGAAGCGCACCAUGUGGGAGCUCGGCAAUAUCGAGAAGACUACCGGUAUUGAGCUGACCGAGAGCCUGAUGAUGCAUCCCGGUGCGUCGGUGUGCUCGCUGGUGUUUGCUCAUCCCAAGUCGUCGUACUUUGCUGUGGGCAAGAUCACCAAGGAGCAGGUCGAUGAAUACGCUGCCCGCAAGAACAUCACAGUCGAGGACGUCGAGACGUGGCUACGCCCGAUCCUGUCGUACGAUCUUUAAAAUGCUUUAGAUACACUUUGCCAAUUGGAUGAGAGUUUUGCCUAGUGCCUGAGCAUCCUGUAUAUGCUGGCAGAAAACAUCAGUGUUCAAAUUUAG